This is a messenger RNA of Armigeres subalbatus, 2473 nucleotides long. It is a transcript of the gene Atg14, whose product is annotated as beclin 1-associated autophagy-related key regulator. NCBI's taxonomy places the organism in Eukaryota, Metazoa, Arthropoda, Insecta, Diptera, Culicidae. Gene Ontology annotation, biological process: mitophagy; autophagosome assembly; cellular response to starvation. The transcript is spliced from 3 exons. The record is from RefSeq and is a predicted model, not a curated record. Gene Ontology annotation, cellular component: phosphatidylinositol 3-kinase complex, class III; extrinsic component of phagophore assembly site membrane; extrinsic component of omegasome membrane. Bases 381 to 1886 code for a protein of 501 amino acids.
AGCAGCAGCGCACUGUUUGUUCCGCGCAGUGUUUUUCUGUCAGUCUCACUCUAGCAGCCAGCCUUGUUUGUUCGCUUUUCCAGUUCAGUGGUAGUAAAUAAAUAACGAUCCCGCCUGGUUGCGCACGAGAAAAUCUAAUAAAACGUAGUUUAGUAGUGGUUUGGUUUAGUGCUGCUUAUUUUGAUAUAAGGUGUUAAGUUUUUAGUGCCCAAAACGAACUUUUCGCGUCACACAGAUUCGUGUUUGUUGGCGAAAAGUGAAAACAUUCAUCUGCUUGAGCGUGGUUUGGAAAGGGCAUCUACGACUGACCAGCGAACAAGAGCCCUUUGCCCCCUACAGGAAAUUUGCGCAGUCCUACUACUCGGUGGUUGGAACAAUAAAUGGCCAUGAGCCUGAUGUCGGACGGUGGAGCUCCGGAAAUUUUCCACCUGUCCUUCACCAACGAUGACGACGAUUCGAACCUGAGCGCUAACGCCGUUCGAUGCCCAUUGUGUAAUUAUUCGAAACGCCAAUUCCACUGUAAAUUUUGCAUCCGCAAGGGAGAUUUCAUUCACUCAACCCAUCAUAUACUGGAAAGAUUCUCCGAAAAACAGCUUCGAUUAAUGAACCUAAAAUCCGCCCAUUCCACACUGGAGAGAAAAUGCGUAACCCUGCUGCAACGCCGGAGACUGAGCUGUCAACUUCGGGCGGAGAUAAAGCAGCGGACGGAGAACAUAGACAACAUUCGUAAAUUGAUGGCGCUGAAGCGAGAAAACGUAAACCAGCAGCAAGCGCUGAAAAAGGAGCUACAUGAACACAAUCGAUUACUUCGGAUGAAGCUGCCGCGCUGCGACGACAAGGUCAAAAUGAUUGGCGACUAUGUGCUGUCCAAGUUGGAGGAAAGCGAGCGACGCCGUGCCAGCCUAUUGGAAUUACAGGACAAACUGAAACAUUUGCGGAGGGAUCAGAUCGAAAAACUGAUUCGUUACAUAUUUCCUAUUUCACAAGCCAUUAGCAAUCGGAGUAGUUUCUCAAGUAGUGAUGGAGAGAGCAAGAACACAAUUAACGAAAUCUCGGACGCUACUAGAACGGCAUACGUCCGGGGAAAAUGGGUCCUGCAGGAUAGCUUCGGAGAAAUACAGCAUAUAAUAGUAGCGCCCGCUUUGCCAGGAAAUGGAAACUAUUCGGCGUACAAUGAUUGGGCCACCGUAAAUCCGGCUACUGAUGUCAAUUCUGCCGGAAGAAGCGAAGAUGCAGUUCGCAACAUGGCUAGUAGAAAUCCUGCCCAUACAAUCGCAGCGGCGUUAACUUACACGGCUCAACUGGUUCAAAUAAUGUGCUUCUAUCUGGACAUUCGUUUGCCGUACAAAGUUACCUACAGCGAUUUUUGCACAACAGCUCUCUCGGAGGCACAAUUCAACCGCAAGGUUGCUCGACUGAAUGCCAACAUUCUUUAUCUCUGCUACACUCAAGGUUGUCGCUUGAACGAAUUGCGACCCACCCAUACGCUUGAAAAUGUCCAAAAACUGAUGAACUCGACCCAUGCGGAUUUGGGCCGGUUUGGACCGAUGGACAGAAAUUUUUGCCUCAAUGAACCGGCCGAUGCCGCACUGACUCACCAUCUGGGCAUCGGUGAAGACUCCGACUCUGACGACGAAUCGAACAUUCACCAGGAUUGGGAGGCGGUUCCGAGCAAUCUACCACCUCCGGUAGAAACAAACAUUCUGCUGUUGGGCGGGACAGCAGGCGGAAAUGCGUUGCCCUACAGUAAUACUCAUCAUUACCAUACGCAGCAGCAGCAUCACCAUCAUCAUCCACCUCACCAUCAAACGACGACGACCAGUUUAAUGACGAGUGCGGUCGCCUCGGUCACCUCCUUCUGGAAAGGCUGGACCGGAGGAAAGUGAACCUCUUGGCGAUGGGUUGAGGUUGGAGUGAGAGGCGGAACCAGUGGGGCGAUAUCAGAAAUUACAAACAUCGUAUUUUAUCAAAGUUUUUAGUCGCCUAGUAGCCACAUAAAUCUUUUAUUUUUGUAUAACGCAUAGAAAUUAAUAAAUUUACAUUAUUUGCAUUUUUCUAAACAGUACAAAACCGUGAAUUUAUUUACAGAACUUUAUUUGAUCACAGUAACCAUUAUCCAAUGUUCAAUGAGAGCCAAUGCAAAAAACGUACAAAUAUGAGCAAAAUCCGCAUCCGCAAAAGUCUUGAAAAAGAUAAAUUCGACUUCGUCUUUGGAAAACUUGACUUUACAAAUUGAACUAAUAUAUUUUUAAUUAAAAAAAAUUCAAUUCGAACAUGAAAACACUACACUUGAAAAUGUAAUUUUUUGUUGCAUAGAUACUGUGUACAGAUUUUAUAACAGCAUCAUAGUAACUGUGAAAUCAUAUUUGUUUGCAAGCCUGUCAGCUGUCACACAUUUUUGCAUGCAGAGGUAUUAAAUAAUCGAACUAUAUUUUUGGAUUAUUACAAAUUUUUAUAUUUUAAACAUUUUAAU